UCCCAUAAACAACCUUGAACAAAGAAACUCGAACUGAAUGUCCAGCUUCUCUAACCUACAUGACAUUGUGCUCGGCGGAAAAACAUGUUGUAACGGGUUGAACACCGGAAAAUCUGAAAGAAAAUGCUUCAGCUAGGAUGGAGUUAUAUCUCAGAUAUUACUUAUGGAGGAGUCAACCAUAGUUUACCGGGAAAUGGAGGCCGGGAGUGUGUCGAGUUCUUACCUCCAUGGCAGAGGCUUACCGAAACAAUUUGCUAUGUCGCUUUUGCUUUCUUGAUAUUUUUAAGAACGUUGCCAAAAUGUAGAAUCCCAGACAAGUUGCCGUGUUACCGAGUUGGGACUGAUUUCGGCAAAAGGUUUCUUCUGAUCUUACUUUGCUUGGUGUUUGGUAUCGAAGUCGGUUUCAAAGUGGUCACAAGACAAGUGAUCUAUUUGCUAAACCCAUGCCACGUUUUGUCGAUGGUUCAGAUUUAUUUAUUAAUUGCUCCUCCAAGUAAACUAGUGGUUUCAAUUUUCAGAAUACAAAUCUAUAUCAUAUUUGGAGCUUUGCUGGCAGUUGUUUUCCCUGUUGUAAACACAAGAACUCUGCCAUGUGAAGUGGAAGUUUAUUGGAUUCAACAUAUUUUGAUACUUGUGGUAGUGCCAUUUUUCUUAAUCUUCUGUAAAGGUCCAUACUUAAUGGAAGAUCUGUUGGACUUUAAUUGGGCAACGUUAACAUUCAGCUUGUAUACUUUUUACAUGUUCCUUGUAUUACAACCAAUUGGUAUAUUAAGCGAAGUCAAUUUAAAUAGCAUGAUCUGCCCAGCCAUUAGUGACCCCUUCAGUGGUCCAUACUACAGAAUAAUGGCAUGCUGGUACAUCCCUGCACUCAUCUUCCUUGUUGGCAAGAGUGUAUGUGUGGCAGGGACUGUAAUGUUAAAAAUGUUGGAUGACAAGAAGAUGACAAGAAUGGAUGACAAGAAGAAGGAAUAGCUUUCAUUAGAAUUAAUGCAUCUAGUCACACAUAAUUAUUGCAUCAAAGAAUAUCAUAACACAUUUGUGGUUAGGGAUAAAUUUGCUCUAGUCUUAAAAACUGAACAAAAGUAUUUUUUCACUAGCUUAAGUUUUUAAUGAGAAUGCAGACGUUUCGGUCAGAACUCUGACCUUCUUCAGUGCGUUGUAACAUUAAAAACUUAAGCUAGUGAAAAAAUGCUUUUGUUCAGUUUUUAUUAUGACUCUUCCUAGCUGCAAUUUUAAAAUAUUUGCUCUAGUCUUCAUAUAUAUAAUUAUUUAUAUUAAUGAUUGUCUCUAUUUUAGAAAAAAAGACAUUCAUGAUUUUGUCAAAGAAGGGGGGUGGGGCAGGGGGCAUUUCAGCUUGAGUGAUCUUCGUUUGACUUUUAUUUGUUAUAGGCCCAUUUGAUCAUAUACACAUGUGAAUUUGCACAAUAUAGGUAAUUAAUUAUUAUCUCUAAUUAUACUCCAUGAGAAACUGAUUGUUCCAUUCUUGUAUACAAUACAAUUAUAAUGAUUGAACUAGCAUGGAAUUUGUUAGGUAAUUUUUGAAAUCACCGUAAAAACUUUUCUCUUUGUUUUCAGCAAAUCUUAAGCUUAUGUCAUCCAAUAUUACUUAUGUAUAUAAACAUGAUAAAGAACAGAUCAACAUUAAUCUUUAAAAUAAUAUAUAGUCUGUAUAUAAUAUAUAUAAUUAUGAUAGAGUAGCUACACAAUCCAUGAAAUCUAAAUGGUUCAAAUUAGGUGCUAACUUCUAUGCUAAUUUCUUUGUUUCCUACUGUUAAUCAAUACUAUAAGUAAUUAAAGUACUAUAUAUUUCCUAGAUGAAGUGCAUCUACUCUAUACAUGAAUAAUAUAUGAUUGACAAAAUUAAUGUACUCUAUAGAUGAUGAAGUCAGUUUUACUGAAAAACAUAUACAUUUUUAAUUAAUAUAUCUAGACAUUUUUGAAUGUUAAGCCACGCCCAAACACAAGUCAUUUCUCUGCCAUUUACCACUACCCUCCCACUACCUAAUGCGUACAUACAUCAAGUUCUGAUGAUUGUUCAUUGGUUUUCACUAGAACACAAUUAAAUUACAUUCAUAAAAGCAAAGCACAAAGGCCAUGUAUAUUGUUGACCAAGUGUGCUUGUGCAAUUGAGUUGCAGUGAAAACUAUUCGUUGUCAUUGUAAUAUGUUAUAAUAUUAGACAUGCCAUGAUUAAAAUGUUAUGUUCAAAAGGUG
Messenger RNA from Exaiptasia diaphana, 2213 nucleotides. RefSeq names its product transmembrane protein 164. The record is from RefSeq and is a predicted model, not a curated record. Lineage: Eukaryota; Metazoa; Cnidaria; Anthozoa; Actiniaria; Aiptasiidae. The coding region runs from base 124 to 972 and encodes 282 amino acids. The transcript is spliced from 6 exons.